Molecule: messenger RNA, 2458 nt
Organism: Mustela lutreola (European mink)
Lineage: Eukaryota; Metazoa; Chordata; Mammalia; Carnivora; Mustelidae
Gene: ZFP2
Product: ZFP2 zinc finger protein
Exons: 4
Coding region: 557-1945 (462 amino acids)
Biological process (GO): regulation of transcription by RNA polymerase II
Molecular function (GO): RNA polymerase II cis-regulatory region sequence-specific DNA binding; DNA-binding transcription factor activity
Source: RefSeq, a predicted model, not a curated record
UAGUCCGUCGCCCGGGGCUUACGCGCCGGGGAGGGCUGCGUCCGCACCGGUUGCUCCCGCUCCUGCUGGGAGAGGGUGAGUGUGGGGCCGGGGUGAGACGCACCGUAUGGGACUAGAGCCAGGAGGAGGCCCACGCAGGAAAAGGCCCGGACGGCCGGGCGAGGCCCCUGAGGGGCGUGGCUGGCGGUGGAUGGUUUGGGGGCCGUGUCCUCUCAGUCCCCGCGCGGCGCCGGGCCGCUCGCUCCAGCUCUGCUUCCUCUGGAUCCUGCCCAUCCCCUAGAAGGAUGGCACAGGAAGGAAAGAGAAGGUGAUGGCUAUUGGGCCUCUGCUCCUGGCAGCUAAGGUUUUGAUGUUAUUGCCAGAUAAAGCUACCUUUUAGUCUUCUGUUCAAAACCAAGACAAAAAAGUGUGGAGGACUGAGUGCUGUGCUCGGCUCUUGUCCAGCCAUUCUGACUCACUCUUUGUAACCAUCUAAAGGGACUGGGAGACAAGACUUGAAACCAGAGAAUCAACGACAAAGCCCACCAUUACUGAAGAUUUAUCCUAUGGGGUAAUAAUGGAAAGAGGUCUCUGGCCUUCUUUAGGAGAAGCGUGGGAACCUGAUAAUUGGUUAGAUGGAAAAGAGAAAAACCAGGACAGACAUCCGCACCAAGUGGCCCUUACUCAUAAGGAAACCCUCCCUGAGAGGCGGGCAUAUGGUGGUCAUGAAUUUAAAAGAUGUUCUAGUCAGAGGUCAGUCUUUGAUAUACAGCAAAGUGUUCCUGUGGGACAAAGGCCCCAUAAUCAGAAUUCAUGUGGCGAAGACACUAAACAGAAUUCUGAAUUAAUUAAAGCUCAAAGUAUGUUUGUAGGAAAGAAAAUCUAUGAAUGUAAUGAAUGCAGGAAAACCUUCAGCCAGAGCUCAUCUCUUCUUAAGCACCAGAGGAUUCAUACUGGGGAGAAACCCUAUAAGUGUAAUGUAUGCGGGAAGCACUUCAUUGAACGCUCCUCCCUUACUGUACAUCAAAGAAUUCAUACUGGAGAGAAACCCUACAAAUGUAACGAAUGUGGGAAAACCUUCAGCCAGAGCAUGAACCUUACUGUUCAUCAAAGAACUCAUACCGGAGAGAAACCCUAUCAGUGUAAAGAGUGUGGAAAAGCUUUCCGUAAGAAUUCAUCCCUUAUUCAACAUGAAAGGAUUCAUACUGGAGAGAAACCCUACAAAUGUAAUGAAUGUGGGAAAGCUUUUACCCAAAGCAUGAAUCUUACAGUUCAUCAGAGAACUCACACAGGAGAAAAACCCUAUGAGUGCAAUGAAUGUGGGAAAGCCUUUAGUCAGAGCAUGCACCUUAUUGUACAUCAGAGAAGUCAUACUGGAGAAAAACCCUAUGAGUGUAGUGAAUGUGGAAAAGCCUUUAGUAAAAGCUCAACCCUUACCCUACAUCAACGAAAUCACACUGGAGAAAAACCCUACAAAUGUAACAAAUGUGGGAAAUCCUUUAGUCAAAGUACAUACCUUAUAGAACACCAGAGACUUCACUCUGGAGUAAAACCUUUUGAAUGUAAUCAGUGUGGAAAAGCUUUCAGCAAGAAUUCAUCUCUUACUCAACAUCGGAGAAUUCAUACUGGAGAGAAACCUUAUGAAUGUAUGGUAUGUGGAAAACAUUUCACUGGGCGAUCUUCCCUUACUGUACAUCAGGUUAUUCAUACUGGAGAGAAACCUUAUGAAUGCAAUGAAUGUGGAAAGGCCUUUAGCCAGAGUGCAUACCUUAUUGAACAUCAAAGAAUUCAUACUGGUGAGAAACCCUAUGAAUGUGAUCAGUGUGGAAAAGCCUUCAUUAAGAAUUCAUCCCUUAUAGUGCAUCAGAGAACUCAUACAGGAGAGAAACCCUAUCAGUGUAAUGAAUGUGGAAAAGCCUUCAGUCGGAGUACAAACCUUACACGACAUCAGAGAACUCAUACAUGAGUUUUUUCAUUGAACCCUUCACCAGGAUUAACUCUUCAAUGAUAAUCAGAUAAAGCAUGUAACACAGAAACCUAAUAAAUGUAAUUAUUGUAGGAAUCUUUUAGGUGAAGUAUAAAUUACUAUAUCAGAUAAUACCACUGCAAAGAAACCAUAUAGAAUAGAGAAAUCUUAAUUCAGAAUGUAAAACAUUCCUUUACACCAGAAGCUUUAAAUAGCUAAUGUUCUAAACAAAGAAGAUUCAUGAAGAUAAGUUCUAUCGUAUGUCAUAGUGUAGAUCUUUGGAUAUCAGAGACUUCACACUGGAGAGAAAAGGUGAGAAUGCUAAACUGGACAGCCCAAAGACCUGGUAUGUAGUCCUGAUCUGCCACUAACUUGGACAAGUCACCUACUUUCACCAGGUCACAGUAUCCUUAUUUGGUAAAUGAGAGAUUUUGAAUUUAGAAGGUCUCCAUGGUCCCUAUUAAUUCUAAAAUGCUAUGAACCUAUAAAUAUAACCAACACUGGGAAAUCCUU